Messenger RNA from Symphalangus syndactylus (siamang), 2515 nucleotides. RefSeq names its product nucleolar pre-rRNA processing protein NIP7 (gene NIP7). The record is from RefSeq and is a predicted model, not a curated record. Gene Ontology annotation, biological process: ribosome assembly. Gene Ontology annotation, molecular function: RNA binding. Gene Ontology annotation, cellular component: nucleus. NCBI's taxonomy places the organism in Eukaryota, Metazoa, Chordata, Mammalia, Primates, Hylobatidae.
GGUCUCUACGUUUUCUCAUCCGGCCGGCUUGCUUUCCCCGGCGGUCGUCCAGACUAUUGGGCGCUAGCGAGAGGAACUAUUGGUACGGGGCUAGAGAGGAAGGCUGUGGGGUUGCCGGGGAGCAGCGAGCGACCGACUUCCGUUUCCGGUUAGCAAGGCACGAGGAUCCGGUGUUCCAACCCGGGGGAAAAAUGCGGCCUUUGACUGAAGAGGAGACCCGUGUCAUGUUUGAGAAGAUCGCGAAAUACAUUGGGGAGAAUCUUCAGCUGCUGGUGGACCGGCCCGAUGGCACCUACUGUUUCCGUCUGCACAACGAUCGGGUGUACUAUGUGAGUGAGAAGAUUAUGAAGCUGGCCGCCAAUAUUUCCGGGGACAAGCUGGUGUCGCUGGGGACCUGCUUUGGAAAAUUCACUAAAACCCACAAGUUUCGGUUGCACGUCACAGCUCUGGAUUACCUUGCACCUUAUGCCAAGUAUAAAGUUUGGAUAAAGCCUGGUGCAGAGCAGUCCUUCCUGUAUGGGAACCAUGUGUUGAAAUCUGGUCUGGGUCGAAUCACUGAAAGUACUUCUCAGUACCAGGGCGUGGUGGUGUACUCCAUGGCAGACAUCCCUUUGGGUUUUGGGGUGGCAGCAAAAUCUACACAAGACUGCAGAAAAGUAGACCCCAUGGCGAUUGUGGUAUUUCAUCAAGCAGACAUUGGGGAAUAUGUGCGGCAUGAAGAGACGUUGACUUAAAACGAAGUCAUUGCAAGGACAGACGGCUGUGUGGAAGGGCCGAGCUUUGUUUCCUGUGUUUGUGUGGACUCCACCAUCAUGUUGAAGUUUGUCAACACUCUGACCUCUUCAGGGACUUAUUUACUGUACUCUCGAUCACUGACAAAUGCAGGCUGGAUUCUUAUUAUAUACAGAGAUGGCUCAAAAAUGGGGUUUCAGAUCUUUGUGACGAAAUAGAAUACUCUUGUUUCAUAUUUGAAUCAGAGGGCUUCUUGUUCUGAGAAAUAGGUUCAAAAUCAUUGGAACUAGGAACAAGAAUAGCUUAUUGUUAUCUGUGAUAACACUUUGUUUUCUAAACACAAGGAUUUUUUUUAUUAAUAUGCAACAUAGACAUUGCCAUAACAGAAUAAUAAACCACAUGUGGGGUUUUAAAAAUGAAAUUUGGCUAAUAAGAGCAAUUCAGCUAUUUUUCUAUACAGUAAUUAGUGUGUGGUAUGGAAGAAAAACGGGUUCAAACCCCACUUCUGCCACCUACCAGCUAUAUGGCCUUGAAUGAGUCAUUCAGCUUUAAUAAGGUUCAUUUUCUUCUGCUUAAAAAGACACGAAACUUAAAAAACAGCUUUGGCCAUCUACCUGAGAAUUCGAAAUUCUGAUUUUUGGAAUUAGAAAUCAUGACUGUAGGCUGGGCACAGUGGCUCACGCCUGUAAUCCCAGCACUUUGGGAGGCCAAGGUAGACGGAUCACUUGAGGUUGGGAGUUAGACCAGCCUGGCCAACGUAGUGAAACCCCAUCUCUACAAAAAAAAAAAAAAAAAAAAAAAAAUUAGCCGUGUGGUGGCACAUGGCUGUGUUCCUAGUUACUUGGGAGGCUGAGGCAGGAGAAUGGCUUGAACUGGGGAAGCAGAGGUUGCAGUGAGCUGAGAUCGUGCCAUUGCACUCCAGCCUGGGCACAACAGAGUGAGACUCCGUCUGAUUGUAAAGCAUCUAGUACAGUGUACAGUGCCUUGGAAAUGAUAAAUAUGGAAUAAAUGGUAAGAAUUAUUUUUAUAUUAUAUAAUGUAUUCCUGUUAUUAAGUGUAGAGUUUUAUGAGUAUAAUUUGAUUAUAUUACUUUCUUUUUUACACGCUGUUUUCUCAGUAUUUUUCUUGGAUGGGAUGAUCCUAGGCUGGAAAGUUUUUUUCAUCACUAUGAUUUUAUAAAACAUAAUUUUUUCUAUGAACCUUUACUUUACUUACUUGACUGGAUUGGACUAAAAGCACUGAUCAGAGACCGCAACAUAAAAAUUCAGUUCCUGGCCGGGCGCGGUGGCUCACGCCUGUAAUCCCAGCACUUUGGGAGGCCGAGGCGGGCAGAUCACGAGGUCAGGAGAUCGAGACCAUCCUGGCUAACACGGUGAAACCCCGUCUCUACUAAAAAUACAAAAAAAUUAGCCGGGCGAGGUGGCAGGCGCCUGUAGUCCCAGCUACGUGGGAGGCUGAGGCAGGAGAAUGGUGUGAACCCUGGGGGGCGGAGCCUGCAGUGAGCCGAGAUCGCGCCACUGCACUCCAGCCUGGGUGAAAGAGCGAGACUCCGUCUCAAAAAAAAAAAAAAAAAUUCAGUUCCUCUGUCCUUCCCCAUGCCUCCCAAAGUUAUUUUAAGAUCCUUAGAAUAUUUCUUUAAUAUUUUAUAGACAAAAAAUUUAAAGACUACCUGUAUUGCAAAAUUAAACUAUUUCUUUAAUGAAUAUAUUGCUUAUUUUAAGUUCCAAAGGUGAAGUCUUUAAGAAUAAAACAUUACCAACUCCUGCUUUUAUAUGUAAGCAAA